AUGGAGUUUGACGAUGUGAUUGUAAAGGAGAAUCCGGGACUAUGCCGGUGUUGUCUUUCAGAAGGAUGCUACAAGGAAUUGGCCACUGAAUACAUUUGGAUGGGAGAAAAUGAGGUCUAUGCUGAUAUGUUGUUGGAAUGUUUUGAUAUAAGCAUAUCACAAAACAAUGAAGGUCCAAAUGGCACAAAUAGGCUUAUAUGUGAAGUUUGUAUCACUCGGCUCAGAGAUGCUUGCAAUUUUAAGAAACAGGUUCUUGAAUGUGAGAAAAAAUUUGUGGAUAUGGUGGGACGAGGUGACUUUAAGCAAAGAGUUACAGUGGACAUACUGUUUGAAGAAGAUCUCAAAUUGGAACAAAAUGCAGAAGAACAGUCGGAAGAUGCAGGAAACUUUGACUUCUUGGAAGAACCAAUGGCCUUUGAUGAUGAGAUUAAUGAUGACGUCACAGCCGAGCCAUUACCCGUUAAAGGAAAACGUGGGAGACCCAAAAAGUCGAUAAAAACAGUGAAAAAGAAAGAAGAAAAACCCAAGACAUCGAAAGCUAAAGGUGCAAAACGCCAAGAUAUGGCAGAAGAUAUAAAAUCGUAUUCGUCGACGAAACGAAAUCGACUUAUGAAAAAGAAUGCGGUAAUAAUACUAGAAUCAUCCACCGUUAUACCGUUUAAAUGGCACAGACAUAACUAUCUUUGUUUCUUUUGCCAUCGUCCGUUCAAAGAUAUCGGCACUUUGAAAGAGCAUACGAAAGUUGAUCAUGAAAAAUCUAGUGUCAAAUCAGCUGUUUCAUACCUUAAAAGAGACGAGAAAGUGAAAAUUGAUGUGCUAAACACCCGUUGCCGAUUAUGCGAUCAGAAAUUAGGUGACCUCAAAGACAUAGUUGAACACGGUAGAAGUGAACAUAAUAAGGUCUAUAAUGAAUUUGGUCUCGGCGUUGUACCAUAUAAGUUAGAAGAGAAUGGCUUCAAAUGCGCGGAAUGCCAGGAAACAUUCGAAUAUUUUAUCAAACUAAAUCAGCAUAUGAACAAACAUUAUGGGGAUUAUGUUUGCGAGCUCUGUGGGAAGUCUUUUCUAAGUCAAGAUCGGCUGAGGUGCCAUUCACUUAGCCAUGGAUCGGCCUUCCACUGUAAUCUAUGUUCAGAGGCCUUCGAUUCCCUAACGCAAAGAAAUAACCACGAAAGGAAAGUUCAUAACAAAGACAAGUCAAUAAGAUGCUUCUACUGUGCUGAGACAUUUCAAAAUUAUACGUUAAGAAAGAAGCAUCAUAACUUUGUUCACAACAUUGAAGGUCCGGAUAUAAAAUGUCCAGUUUGUCAGAAAUCAUUUCAAAUUUUGAGCAAAAUGAGGGUACAUUUGAAAGAGGUGCAUCUGAGAGAAAAGAACUUUGCGUGUACGGUUUGCGGGCAGAAAUUCUUUUCGCGGACACAUGUGCAGAAGCAUAUGAUCAAGCAUUCUGGGGAGAGGGUGCAUGAAUGUAGCGUUUGCAAGAAGGCAUAUGCGCGGAAGCAAACCUUAAAAGAUCAUAUGCGGAUACACAAUGAUAAAAAAUAUGUUUGUCCUGUGUGUAAUCAAACGUUUGCGCAAAAUAACAGUUUGAGGUUGCAUAUGAAAGUGCAUCAUGUAGAUUCCUUGUAG
Molecule: messenger RNA, 1626 nt
Organism: Pieris macdunnoughi
Lineage: Eukaryota; Metazoa; Arthropoda; Insecta; Lepidoptera; Pieridae
Source: the annotation of a GenBank genome assembly